UUUUGGAGCAGAAGUAUGGCUAUUUCCACUGUAAAGACUGCAAGACCAGAUGGGAGAGUGCUUAUGUGUGGUGCAUUUCUGGAAGCAACAAGGUGUACUUCAAGCAGCUCUGUCGCAAAUGCCAAAAGGGCUUCAAUCCCUAUCGAGUGGAAGCAAUCCAGUGCCAGACCUGUUCAAAGACUCGUUGUUCCUGCCCUCAGAAGAAAAGACAUAUUGAUCUCAAGAGACCUCAUCGCCAAGAACUUUGUGGCCGCUGCAGAGGCAAGAGGCUGUCCUGUGAUAACACCUACAGCUUUAAAUACAUUGUCUGAUCUCUGUGCCCUCUCGUUUUGUGCUUUGCGCUUUUGUCAGUCUCUUGCAACGUUUUGACUUUAGGCUUUUGACCUGGCAUUGGAUAAUGGAUAAAGACUUUUGUAUUAUUUAUAAAUUGUAUAACUCCAUUGUAAAUAUGCUGUGAAUAAAGUUCAAUAAACGUUGGCACUGGUUUGUUA
Antrostomus carolinensis (chuck-will's-widow) is the source of this 491-nucleotide messenger RNA. RefSeq lists its product as uncharacterized. NCBI's taxonomy places the organism in Eukaryota, Metazoa, Chordata, Aves, Caprimulgiformes, Caprimulgidae. The transcript is spliced from 3 exons. The coding region runs from base 16 to 369 and encodes 117 amino acids. The record is from RefSeq and is a predicted model, not a curated record.